AUGGAGAUGACGUCCCAAGGAGAGUUGCCGGUCACGUUGAUGCGCGCCGCAGUGCGCUUCGAUGUGACUGAGAGUGAUUGCUCCAGCAUUAUGGAGUAUACUGUAUACUCCUUCAACUCACUGGCAUUCAAAGUCCCUAAGCCGGAGGAUUUCGAAACCUUCCUUCAAGAGAGGGUGCUGGGGGUUUUGUGCCUACAAGCAGGAAGACCCACCGACAAAUCACAUUGGUGGAGGCGGUGGCCAUGGAGGGCGCAGCCAUUGCUCGUGGAUGCCCAAACGCGAGCAGUGAUCGGGAGCUCCCUCUUCACCUUGAACAAGGUCAGCAAGGCUAUACAGACCCCAGGAGCAACCUACGAGGUUCUACCCCGGGAGGCGUACCUGUCAAAAGAGGAAGAAGACAAGCUCCACAGAGCAAGAAGGAUACCCAAGAGCGGGACAGUUGAGUUGACUCUCGACCAGGUUUCAGAGAUGGAAGAUCUGCGAGCUCGUCUGGAACUUCGGGCCCGCUCCUUGGAUAUCAUCGGGAUUGCCAAGCAUGGGACAAUGAGCACCCUGUCAGACCGAUACUACGGCAAGGUCAACUGUUCAGUGGCUGCCGGAAUGCGAAGCCCCACGCUCAACGAGCUUCGAAGGCACUUGAGCAAAGGUGAGCAGUCACUUACUAUGUGGAGAACGAUGGAGACCAUGCAGUUCUGGCACCUCUUGGAUCCUGUCAUCGCCCACUUACCCUGUGGGGAUGGUGAAGUGGAGAAGAGAGAUGGAGCAGUCAACGAGGACAAGAAACGCAAAUAUAAGCCGUCCAGCAAGGAAGGCGAAAGUGGAGGAGAAGGCAAGACGGGCAUUCGUUGCCUGAUGUGCAAAGAGGUCCACAAGCCCCUUUGCAAGCUUCCGGAUGACUUCCCAAAAAAAGCAGCCUGA
Cladocopium goreaui is the source of this 918-nucleotide messenger RNA. The record is from the annotation of a GenBank genome assembly. NCBI's taxonomy places the organism in Eukaryota, Dinophyceae, Suessiales, Symbiodiniaceae.